CACACAGCGAGGAUGCACAGCGGCGCUCUUAGUGUCGAAUCAACGUCGGAUAACUACUUAUUUCGGCGGUGACUGCCUAAAUCCUGCCAGCGCUCCCCUCGUUCAGCGCGUCAAGCUCACUUUUUCGGCCGAAGCCGUCGGGUUGCUCGCUCCAGAUUCGCUCCAGAGCCGGACUCCGCAGACGUUACGUCGGGACAAUGGAAUCUAACGUGAUCCCGGACAGUAUCCGCCCUCAGAGGCUGCAGCCGGGGAUCGGCUUCGGUUCGGGACCGACCGGGACCCUCCGCUCCUCCCUCCGGCCCGGGGUGACGGUGCCCAUCGCGCCGCUGCUGCCCUCCCCGGCCUCUCUGUCCGCCUCGUCCGGGCCUCCGCCGCCGCCGCCUCCGCUGCAGCUCCACAGCCUGUACGGCGGGAUGGCGGCGGGGCUGGGGCCGGGGGCCGGCGGCCACUGUAACCCCGGGAACCCGGCGGUGCUGAAGGAGGCGGUGGAGGCGGUGGUCCGCAGCUUCGCCAAGCACACGCAAGGUUACGGCAGAGUGAACGUGGUGGAAGCUUUGCAGGAGUUUUGGCAGAUGAAGCUGACCAGAGGAGCCGACCUGCGGAACGGAGCUCUAGUUGUUUAUGAAAUGGUGCCGUCCAACAGCCCUCCAUACGUCUGCUAUGUUAGCCUUCCAGGGGGCAGCUGCUUUGGAAGCUUCCAGUUCUGUCCCACUAAGGCAGAAGCGAGACGCAGCGCUGCCAAGAUUGCCCUGAUGAACUCGGUUUUUAAUGAGCACCCCUCGCGUCGGAUUACGGACGACUUCAUCGAGAAGAGCGUGAACGAGGCGCUGGCCUCCUUCAAUGGAAACAGAGAAGAGGCCGACAAUCCCAACACAGGAAUCGGUGCGUUUCGCUUUAUGCUCGAGUCCAACAAAGGAAAGUCCAUGCUGGAGUUUCAGGAGCUCAUGACUGUGUUCCAGCUGCUGCACUGGAAUGGAAGCCUCAAAGCCAUGAGAGAACGACAGUGUUCCCGACAGGAGGUGCUGGCUCACUAUUCCCAUCGGGCCCUGGACGACGACAUGCGCACUCAGAUGGCCGCCGACUGGGUGAACCGGGAGCAGAGCGUGGCCAGCACUAUCGCGCAGGAGCUGGCCUCCACGGAGCGAGAACUGGAGGACGCCAGGCUGGCGGGCAGAGAACUGCGUUUUUACAAAGAGAAGAAAGACAUCCUGAUGCUAGCCGUGGGUCAGCUCAGCGCCGCCAACACUGCCACUCUGCCCUCGCACUAAACCGACCGGACACAUGCCUUCACGCUCCGUAGGAUUUCCUGGUAACAGUAUUGAUCGCUUCAUAGGUGACCUGUCUGAACUUUUUUAGGGUUUUUUGUUACGAGGACCAGGUAAUCAGGCCUUGACUUACAGCAUACAUAUCCGUCCGUUAGAUAACCACCUAUAGCCGUUACCUCUUUGUGCCUAGUGAUUACAGGAUAACAGUGCUUUUUUUUCUUCUUUUUUUUAAUAAAAAGAAAUGCCUGUAAAAGUGCUCGGCAUACUACAUACCUAGGGUGUUACUUACUCAAAGUAGACCUACAGAAAGCCUUCUUCUGGUCAGUGAAUGUACGGGACAUAAGUUGCUAUGACCCAUCAAACCAAACAGUUAUAUGAACCAUUUCUCCAGUCAGACCUGCGUGUUUCUUUUAAAGGCUUUGGAUGUGUUUUCUUGCGUAAAGUAUUUUGGAUGUUAAGAUGCCAAAUGAUCUGGAUUGUAAAACUCUGACAGCAAGUACCCCGCGUCUAUUCAUACGCCAAACAUUUCUAGAAUAUUACCACAAAAUCUGAAAUGAACAGGUUAAAUGAUGUUUUCUGUAUCUGAAUGAGACUGUAAAUAUAUGGAAACUUCACCCCUGAAAUAAUACCAGAAUUCCAGGAAGCAUUAAAACCUCUUUUUUUUUUUUUUAGGUCAUGUAAUAAUAAGUGGGUACUUUGCAAAAACAAAAUUAAAACGUCUGCAGAUGUCAGCUCAGGUUUUUGAAACCAUCACUUUGUUUUUUUACUUUUGUUUGUGACGGCGUUUGACUAUUACACUAAACCACGACACUAGCCGAAUGUAUAUUUUCAGUGUGCUAUCAACUAAAAGACGCUCAAACCAACGCUGUUACAACUAUGGAAGUAUUCUCGUGUUACAGAUCGUGUUUGUCAUGUGAGCUAUAAAAAAAGUUGGUGUCUGUUUGGACUAAAACGCUGUUGGAGGUCUCAACAUUGAUCCGAGUUCAGAUGAAGGCCAGAAAAUGAUUCAUGAUGUUUGAGUCAUUGUAGUCAAUACAAAACAGUACCAGCUCCUGUGGUUUCUGUUUUGUUUUUUUUGAAGAUACUGAAAGCAGAAUUUUUUGUUUUUCUUCACCGGUGCUGGUUUGUCCAUAGGCUAAAAACAUAACUCGCACUUAUUACUUUUUUUUUUUCAUACUGUAAAUGUAAAACUUUAUAUUGCUACGUGUAUCCGAAAUGUAUUUUAAUACAUUAUGAAGGUGAAGGCGUUUUAACAGGUAGCGUUUGAGAGACCUCUCUCAAAGGAGGCGAGAGUUUAAUUGAUAAUGUGGCUCCGGUUGGAAGGAAAUGUGGCCUGAAAGUAUAAAAGUUAAACAGCAGGAGAGCUGAACGCUGGAUUGUCCACAGCAGAAACCGAUUACGCAAAAAGAGGAGAUGGCAAAUAAAAUAAAAAUUAAAAAAAAGAAAGAGAUGAAGAAUGAUUGAAGCCAGACCAGUUGUAUUGUUCUGUUAGUUGCUGUGUCUCUUCUCUGGGAUCAUUGUGCCUUUAUGAAAUUGGUAGCAUGAAAUGUUUUCAAAAAGUAAAAUUAAAGAUCGCAUACUGUAUUACUGUUACAGGUUCUCAAAGGAACCAUUUUGGAAAAUGGGUUUGGAGAAUUAGAUGACGAGAUUGACACCACAUUACAGCUGUCUGGUAAAUAUGAAGCCAUCGUCAGCAGCCGGUUAGCUUAGCUUAGCAUAAAGCCUGGCUCUGCUUAAAGGCCACUAAAUCUGCCAAACAGCACCUGUAAAGCUCACGUUACAUUUCAUUUGUGUGAUGCAUACAAAAACAGAAGUGCAAAAAAAUAACAACUUACAAGUUUUAUACUUUUCGAGGAGUUAUUUUGUUCUUCUGGGAGUCUGCAUUGGUUGCCUGGCAACUAAUCGGCCGUUUAAUCGCUCAAUAGUACCAACACGAGCUUGAUGUCAGUUUUCUCGCUCAUGUCACAAUGUCAAAGUAUUCCUUUAAUAUCUUAAAUGCCAUUUGAUUUAAAGAUUGAUUAGAAGUGACUGCCUUUGCUAUGAGUUAAUAAACAUUAUAUACUGUUGGUUUGGUACUCAGCUUGUGAAAUAGGCUUUGUGUUCAGUAUUGAAAUGUUCAGUCAUUUUGUCUAUUUGAUUAAAAAAAAAAAUCCUGCAGCUCUCUUCAGUAAAUGCUAAAAAAAAUUCAACACUUUGACCUCACAAAUCUGCACCUUGAAUCCAUCCUAGUUCAUUUUGACUUCUGUUUAUUAUAUUUUGAGCUGAACAGCCUCCCAGAAUCUCACCUGCUGUGAUGUUGUCAUCGUCCAAUGAACCCAUGAAAAACCUAAAAGUAAUCACCGGUUACAGGAACGAGGUCGGAGAGCUUCAGUUGUGUGUUUUUCUUUUCAUGUAGUUGCUCAGUAUGUGUGAUUUUUUUUUUUGACCACAAGCCAUUAAUCUGAGAGCUUUCUUCUUGCAAUUGCCUUUGACUUUUCUUUGUGAUCAUUAUCAAUGAAGUCUUUUUAUUUUUUAACUUUUUUGCGAUUCAUUUUAUAAAGAAAACGACUUUGGCUUUUCAUGUUUUGGCUUCGAUGCAUGUUGUAUUGAUUGAGUUCUCUUUUUAUAUGUUUCAUAUUCGAUACAGUAUUGUUUUAUAAAAGUGUUUCUCAAGGCCCUAAUUGUACGUAUUUUCUAUGAACAUUUUGUAUUCCAUGUUUAUACUUUUAGUAGAUUUAUAUGUAAAUGUAAUAAAUUGGCUGAUACAAAUGUU
Molecule: messenger RNA, 4017 nt
Organism: Stegastes partitus (bicolor damselfish)
Lineage: Eukaryota; Metazoa; Chordata; Actinopteri; Pomacentridae
Gene: lix1l
Product: limb and CNS expressed 1 like
Exons: 6
Coding region: 198-1268 (356 amino acids)
Biological process (GO): autophagosome maturation
Cellular component (GO): cytoplasm
Source: RefSeq, a predicted model, not a curated record